UCACAUCAACAAGAGCAGCGGAAGUGUGCUCUACUUUCCUAGGCUAGUCUAUUCAUCAAUAAACAAGGAUAACCACGCCGGUUGAGGCAGUGUUCAGCUCUUUUAAAAGGCAGUUGGAUGUCUGAAGACUUAAGACCUGCGCUGCUGUUUUGAUUUGCUGACUGUUUAAGUCUGAGAACCUCCUUGUGAUGGAGAGGUUCAGCUCGAACAGAGGGGAGCAUGUUAACCCCGCUUAUGACUCCAAUCUGGAUGAACCUCCAGUCUACGAGGAGCCUACCAGGGACCAACGGACUGUCCGGCCCUCGGUGGUCAGUGCUUUUGGCCACGACACUUUAGACCGCGUGCCCAACAUUGACUUCUACCGCAAUGCAGGCAGCGUGAGUGGUCACAGGGCCGUGCGACCAUCCCUGCAGGAGCUCCACGAUGUGUUCCACAAGAAUGGAGCGAUCUCCAUCCCAGACACUGUGGAGGACGACGGUGAGGGGAGCGACGGGACCCUCUCCGAAGAUCUGGAAUCUGGCACUCCCGUUGAAAAGGUCCAAGAAGGAGUGAAGUUCGGCUGGAUAAGGGGUGUCCUGGUACGAUGCAUGCUGAACAUCUGGGGUGUCAUGCUGUUCAUCCGUCUGUCCUGGGUGUUUGGACAAGCAGGCUGGGGUCUGGGAAUUGUGGUCAUUCUUCUCAGCUGCGUGGUCACCACCAUCACUGGCCUUUCCAUGUCUGCCAUUUGUACUAAUGGCGUAGUGAGAGGAGGUGGAGCCUACUACUUGAUAUCUCGCAGUUUGGGACCAGAGUUUGGCGGGUCAAUUGGUUUAAUCUUCGCCUUCGCCAAUGCAGUGGCCGUGGCCAUGUAUGUGGUGGGAUUCGCGGAGACGGUCGUCGAUUUGCUCAUGGAGCACGAUCUCCUCAUGGUGGAUCAGAUAAACGACAUCAGGAUCGUCGGUGUCAUCACGGUGGUGCUGCUCUUGGGCAUAUCCGUUGCUGGAAUGGAAUGGGAGGCAAAGGCACAAAUUGUCCUACUCAUCAUCUUGCUGGUGGCCAUCGUGAACGUGUUCGUGGGAACAUUCAUCCCUGCAACCGAAGAUAAGAAAUCCAAAGGCUUUUUCAAUUACGACGCCAAAAUCUUCAUGGAGAAUUUUACUCCGGAUUUUAGGGGUACAGAGACAUUCUUUUCAGUGUUUGCCAUCUUUUUCCCUGCGGCUACGGGCAUCCUGGCUGGAGCCAACAUCUCUGGAGACUUGAGGGAUCCUCAGGCUGCCAUACCUAAAGGUACCUUGUUGGCCAUCCUGAUCACUGCAAUCACCUACCUGGGUGUGGCCCUUUGUGUCUCUGCUACUGUUGUCCGUGAUGCCACCGGAAACAUAACGGACCUCAUCGCUCCUGGAACAAUAUGUAACGGUUCAGCAGCUGUUGCCUGUGAACUUGGUUAUGAUUUCUCCUCCUGUGCAGUAGACACAUGCAAAUUUGGCUUGAUGAACAACUUCCAGGUGAUGACCAUGGUGUCUGGGUUUGGUCCACUCAUCAUCGCUGGAACAUUUUCAGCCACACUUUCCUCAGCCUUGGCUUCCCUCGUCAGUGCGCCUAAAGUCUUCCAGGCGUUGUGUAAGGACAACAUCUACAAGAUCCUGCACUUCUUUGCCAAAGGUUAUGGCAAGAACAACGAGCCGAUCCGUGGCUAUGUCCUCACAUUCAUUAUUUCUGUGGCCUUCAUUCUCGUUGGUAAUCUCAACACCAUCGCUCCUAUCAUCUCAAACUUCUUCCUGGCAUCGUAUGCUCUCAUUAAUUUCUCCUGCUUCCAUGCAUCCUACGCCAAGUCUCCAGGUUGGAGACCGGGCUACAAAUACUACAACAUGUGGCUAUCCCUGAUGGGAGCUGUGCUCUGCUGUGUCGUUAUGUUUGUCAUCAACUGGUGGGCGGCUCUACUCACAUAUGCCAUUGAAAUCCUCCUCUACAUUUAUGUCACAGUCAAGAAGCCAAACGUGAACUGGGGUUCGUCGACACAGGCUGUGACGUUUGUGAGCGCAGUCAGCAACGCUCUCUCGCUGUCUGGCGUAGAAGAUCACGUCAAGAACUUCAGGCCUCAGAUCUUAGCACUGACAGGUUCGGCACGAAGCAGACCAGCUCUCCUGGACCUGGCUCACUCCUUGUCUAAGAACUAUGGCCUCUGUCUCACAAGUGAAGUGUUUGUGGGUCCAAGAUCGGAGGCCCUGGAAGAGAUGAAUUCAGGAAUGGAGAAGAACCAGUACUGGCUGAGGAAGACCAAACGCAAGGCCUUCUACACUGCCGUGGCUUGUGACAGCUUCAGGGAAGGAACCGAGAGUCUGCUGCAGGCUUCUGGUCUUGGUCGUAUGAAGCCUAACAUACUGAUGAUGGGCUUCAAGAAGAACUGGAGGACCUCAGGUUCAGAAGCAGUGCAGAGUUAUGUGGGAAUACUUCAUGAUGCAUUCGACUUUGAGUACGGGACAGUGAUACUGAGGAUGAACCAGGGACUGGAUGUGUCGCACAUUGUCGAGGCAGAAGAGGAGAUGUUGAAGGCAGCACGAGAGCAACAGGCACUGGAGGAUGAGAUGAUGCCAAACGGAGGGAAACCAAAGGGGCUGUUCAGGAAGUCCAGGAAAUCAUCUCAGCAAGUCCUCACGACCAGAGUGUCGGUGUGUGGCCCUCCACCCGUGCAGGUUGCCAGGAUGAAUGAGAAGCUGAUGGAGGCCAGUGCUCUGUUCAAGAAGAAACAGCCUAAAGGCACCAUUGAUGUGUGGUGGCUGUUUGACGAUGGAGGUCUUACCCUGCUGCUCCCCUACAUCCUUACCACCAGGAAGAAGUGGAAGGACUGUAAAUUAAGGAUCUUCAUUGCAGGACAACCUGGACGCACUGAGCUGGAUAAACAGGAGAUGAAGUCUCUGCUGCAGAAAUUCAGAAUCAACUGCAACGACAUCAAUGUGAUCGACGACCUCCACGUCAAGCCCCGAUCUGACAGCUCGAAGCAGCUAGACGACAUGAUUGAGCCGUUCCGCCAGCGCGGCGUGUCCAGAGACACGGUUCAGGCCGAUGCCAAGCAGAAAGAUCAACCCUGGAAAAUCACCGACGAAGAGCUGGGCCAGUUUGAGGAGAAGACUAACCUCCAGGUCCGACUGAAUGAGCUCCUCCAGGAACACUCCAAAUCAGCCAAUCUGAUCAUUGUGAGCAUGCCCAUUGCUCGUAAGGGAUCUGUCUCGGACUUCCUCUACAUGGCCUGGCUGGACGCUCUGACGAAGGACCUUCCACCGACUCUGCUCAUCAGAGGAAACCACAAGAGCGUGCUCACUUUCUACUCCUGAGCACGUCACAGGCAACACUGCAUUGUAGCGAGAAAGGAAAAAGAUGAUGGUACCAAAUAUGAACCGUGUUCAUAAAGCUUGCAAGGACAUGGAUAAUACUCAGUCUUCCAGACCAACACCAGCAUUUAGUUAACAAAAAAAAACAAACACUUUUUUUCUUUCUAUUUGGCUUCUGAAGACAAAAUUUAACUUUCUGCUGCACGGAAGGUUCUACAUAAAUGCUGUCAAUGAGGGACAAGACUUUUAAAAAUAGAAAAAUGCAUUUCUGACAUCGGCUUUGUGAAUGUGAAUGAGUCUGAACGGGAUUUGGAGGUAUUUGCAACAGUGGAAGAAAAAGUGGAAGGGUACAGAAAGGAUUGUCUAGAAGUGAGAUGUAGGCAGAUAAUUUUGGGUCCUAUCGUGGUCAGAUCAGUUCAAUGAACAGAGACGGGGGCGGAGAUGAAAGGCUGCUGCAAUGGUUACACUGAGUGAGUGUGAUUGUAAAAUACAUGUAUAUAGUAGAUGGCUGACUUCAUUAGUGGAUAUUUUUGAAAAGUUAAAACUUUCACAAAUGAUCAAUAGCAUUAUAUUUCUUAUUUAGCCGCGGUAAUAAUGAUUUUUUGAUAUUCACUUAAUGUAAAAUACACCUCAUUUAUAUAGUUGUUUGUUUACCUGUUCCACAUCAUGUUGUUUCAAUACUUUUAAUGUUACUAUCACAGCACACUUUUUGUUUAAGGCAAAUUAAGGGGAAAAAAAUAAUCAUGUGAACAAAAUUCUUUAGCAUAUUUUAACUGACUGUCUUCUUUUUUAAAUGUGUAAUUGCGAUCACAUGAAAUAAAGAAUUAAUACAAUA
Messenger RNA from Mugil cephalus (flathead mullet), 4143 nucleotides. It is a transcript of the gene slc12a1, whose product is annotated as solute carrier family 12 member 1. Gene Ontology annotation, molecular function: sodium:potassium:chloride symporter activity. Gene Ontology annotation, cellular component: membrane. The transcript is spliced from 26 exons. Gene Ontology annotation, biological process: chloride transmembrane transport; chloride ion homeostasis; potassium ion import across plasma membrane. The record is from RefSeq and is a predicted model, not a curated record. Bases 189 to 3311 code for a protein of 1040 amino acids. Lineage: Eukaryota; Metazoa; Chordata; Actinopteri; Mugiliformes; Mugilidae.